Messenger RNA from Corvus hawaiiensis (hawaiian crow), 3121 nucleotides. RefSeq lists its product as uncharacterized. Lineage: Eukaryota; Metazoa; Chordata; Aves; Passeriformes; Corvidae. The transcript has a single exon. The record is from RefSeq and is a predicted model, not a curated record. Bases 12 to 2405 code for a protein of 797 amino acids. Gene Ontology annotation, cellular component: membrane.
UCGACCGCGAGAUGGCUCGGCUGCUGCAGGAGCUGGAGCAAGGGCCCCCGGAGCAGCAGGACGAGGGCUGGGGAGCCCUGCUCUUUGGUGCCCUGCAGCAGUGGCCAUUCUGGGCUCUUGCUGGACUCCUGCUCCUCUUGGGCCUGUGGUUUAGCUGCAGGAGGAGUCCUGAAGCCAGCAAAACCAACAGCAGCGGCAAGAACCAGACCUCCUGCAAGACCUUGGGAGAGGAGAAGGAAAAAGAAAAGGAAGAAGACAGUUUGGAUUCCGAGAGAGAUGGAGAAAACAUUGAUGUGACUGUGGAGGCAGAUGACAGUGGCAGCAGAAAUGAAGGAGAAGGCAGUCCUGUGGCUGCAAAUGAAGGAGAUGACGAUGAUGCCAAUGAACGAGAUGAAGAUGUGAAGUUGAAGAAAGACAGUGAUGUUAAAAGUGAUGAUGGCCAUGAUGCAAGGAAAGAUGAAGGCUGGAGUGAUGGGAAUAUGCCAGGAGACAAUACUGCUGAAGGAAAUGAAGAAGAACCUGGCAAUGUUACUGGAGGUGUGGAAGACCUAGAUGAAGCAAAUGAAGGAGAAAACAAGGAUGUGAAGGUGGAGCCAGACAAGGAUGCUGGAAAGGAAGAAGAAGGAGAUGGAAAUGAAGAAAAAACCGAUGAUGCGUAUAUGAAGGCAAGCAACGAUGACGUACGUGAAGGUGAAGAUGGAAAGGAAGAAAAAGUGGAUGUGAAAGUGCAGGAAAGCAGUGAUGCCAGUGAACAAAGAAGCAGUGAUUGGACAGGACAGGAAGACAGCCGUGAUGGUGGGAAUGCAGUAGACCAUUGUGGUUUUGCUGCAACUGAGGAAGAAAAGAAGGACAUUGGAAAUGAAGAAAGCAAUCUUGGAGACAAAGAUGAGAAAGCCAGUGCUGCCGAUAUGAAGGGAGAAAAGAAUGAAAAUGGAAAUGGAGAGGAACAUGGCAAUGUUGCUUCAACUGAAGAAGGUGUUGAUAAGAUAAAUGAAGGAGAAAGCAGCAAUAUGAAGGUGAAGGAAUACAGUCAUUCCAGUGAACACAGAGCUGAUUGGAAUGGGAAGGAUCAGGAAAACAGGGAUGCAAAUGUGAAAGGCGAGAAGAAUGAAGAUGGAAAAGAAGAAGAAGGUGGAAAUGUGGCUGCCAGUGAAAAAGAAGGCAGUGGUGCUGGCAAGGACAAAGGCAGCAGUGGUGGAAUUGAAGAGGAAGAAGACUCCUGUGACUUUGGGAAUAAGCGAGGGAUCCUUUUAGUGGAUCGCAUACAGUGUCCUGUCGAGGACGUGGAGAGAGGUCGCUCAGUGGCAGCUGAGCUGAUGGAGAGCUUCACACGUGUCUUUAUUGACAGCGUGAGCAAUAGUUUCUACCCAGUGCCUCAAGAAGCCAUCGGGGUGGGCAGUGCCUUUGAGGGUUGGAGUCCCCGUGAGCAGGAUGUGGUGUACUGCCUGCUGGUCCCACUGAAUCCCCCGCCGGGACACGCCUUCCACCUGGAGCUGAACAGUGCAGGGCAGAUGGCAGCAAGGACCUUCUGCGUCCGUGUGGAGCUGGUGUGCACGUGCGAGAGGGAGCAGCUGGGCAAGAAGCUGUUGUGCUUCCUGCACCACUCGCAGGAGGAGCUGAGGCGGAAGCAGAAGCCCAGCCUCCUAGAGACACUCUGCACCGGCUCCUACCUGGACGUGGAGAAAACCUCCCACUGGUUCUACCAGCUGGUGAGAUGCUCGUGGCUGCAUUUGCCUCAGUCGUACUCAUGGCACUUGGUGUUUCAGCCCUGCAGCCGGUCCUGCCAAUUCCGGCUGAGCAAAGGCAAGAAGAGCCUGAUGGUGGAGAUGCUGUUUGGGGUGCGCCACGGGGACUCUGACAUCUUUGUGGUCAGCCAGCCCACAGAGGCCCAGAAAGGCGGCUCCAGCAUCUUUGUGAGCAGCCAGCCCACCGAGGCCGACUCCAUCGCAAGCACAGCGUGGCCUGAGACGUACGCUGUGGCAGAGGCAAAAUUCUUCCAGCACGUCGCCAGGCAGGUGCCGUGUGAGAGCUUGCACCUGAAAUGCCUGCAGCUCUUCACCUGCAUCCUGAGGGGCACAGGUUUUUCCAGCUCGACCUGGAAGACUGUGGUCAUGCACGUGCUGACCACCGUACCGCUGUGCCAGUGGCGCAGGAGGGAAUUUGCGCGGCGGCUGUGGGACAUCAUGGCAUACCUGCGCCGCUGCCUGCAGUUGAAACACCUGGAGCACUUUGUCCUGGGCAACCAGAGGCUUCCUGCGGAGAUCAGCUUGCCACCGGCAAUGCGAACGGUCGAGCCGCUCAACCUCUUUGAGCACCUAGCCCGAGAUCCGGCCGCCCACGCAGAGGCGAUGCGAGCUUACGGUCAGCUGCAAUUCCGCCUCUGGAUGCUGCUCUCCAACCACUGAGAGGAAUUCCCUGCACAGAGCUGUGCUGGGGGGGGGCCUCACACCCGAUGGCAGCCACGUGAGCACUGCAUAAUUCUUGCUUUUUUCACUGGCAAUCCUGAAGCUGCUUUCCUGCUCCCAUGGAUGGAAGAUGCUGCGGCACACGGAUUCACUGUGCAGACACACAUCUCUGCGUGGCCUUGCCCUUCACCUUUCAGUCAUGAUGGUGCUGUUGCAAUGUUCCUACGUCUACGAGGCAGAAACUGGCUCUACCUGCACAUCCUUACAGAAGACUAUGAGCUGAGGAGAGGUUGCUUGGCAUACCUCCAAGUCCAAAAAACGAGCCUGUUAGGGACUUAAUGUAAUUCUUCAGUAAGCUGUACUUACUGUAGUUUUUUAAGGAUGUAGUUUUUCUUAGUAUAUGAAAGUACAACAGAUAGUUUUAAUUCACUCUACCAUGGAAGAAUAGGUAGUCCCAGUUUUCAUAAUGGGAACUGGAUAUAUUAUCCACCCUUCAAGAGGCCCUUUAGUAUUGUCAGUGUAUAAACUAUUUUGCAAAGUUACCCUUAGUUUAGGCAAUUAACCUACACUGCUGUAGUUGCUUGGCUGCUUUUCAGUAAUAUCCAGAUAUCUAUGUUAGGAAAAACAAUAAAAGGAGAGAAGUUUCUCAAAUUGCCUGAAAAGUGUCCUUCUUUAUAUUUAAUCCAAUGGUUCUUAGAGAACGUACAUCCAUUGCA